Suhomyces tanzawaensis NRRL Y-17324 is the source of this 589-nucleotide messenger RNA. It is a transcript of the gene DQD1, whose product is annotated as Dqd1p. Lineage: Eukaryota; Fungi; Ascomycota; Pichiomycetes; Serinales; Debaryomycetaceae. The record is from RefSeq and is a predicted model, not a curated record. The coding region runs from base 81 to 521 and encodes 146 amino acids. Gene Ontology annotation, molecular function: 3-dehydroquinate dehydratase activity. Gene Ontology annotation, biological process: quinate catabolic process. The transcript has a single exon.
UAAACCGAUUUUCUACUUGUAUCAAUUCCUGAUCCUUGUAGCUGUCGUCAACCAUUCACCACCUUCUCAACUCGCCGAUUAUGGUUAAGAAAGUAUUGCUCAUAAAUGGUCCUAACUUGAACCUUUUAGGAACCAGAGAACCAGAAAAGUAUGGAACAACCUCAUUGAAAGAUAUCGAAGAGGCAGGAAUAAAGCAAGCACAGGCCAAGAAUAAUGGAUCAGAAUUGUUGGUCUACCAAAACAACACCGAAGGAUUCAUAAUCGAUCGUAUUCAUGAGGCGCAAAGACAGGGAGUGGGCUUCAUUAUCAUUAAUGCUGGUGCCUAUACCCAUACGUCUGUGGGGAUAAGAGAUGCUCUCUUGGGAACUGCCAUACCAUUUAUAGAGGUCCACAUCACCAAUGUCCACCAAAGAGAGCCCUUCAGACACCAGUCAUACUUAAGCGACAAGGCGUUGGCGGUGGUUUGUGGAUUGGGGGUCUACGGCUACACUGCUUCCAUCGAGUAUGCGUUGAAUUACUAAGGGUGAAGUUUAGCAUAGAAUUAUAUAAGCAACCUACCAAUACGCUCCUAAAGAAUUGUCAUCUGUAG